Prunus armeniaca (apricot) is the source of this 327-nucleotide messenger RNA. The record is from the annotation of a GenBank genome assembly. Lineage: Eukaryota; Viridiplantae; Streptophyta; Magnoliopsida; Rosales; Rosaceae.
AUGGAGGUGGUGGUGGCAGAAAUGGCAAAGUUAAAGCAUCCUAUCAGUUGCAAGGCUUUGACAAAGACGCCAAAGGAUCAAAAGCCGCCACUAUUCACAGGCGAUUUUGUACCAAACAAUCCACCACAAAACAAAAUCUACUCUUUUGAUUUGACCAAAGUUGACAUUAUGUUCGAUGAGAUGCUCUUAAAAAAGGCCAUAGAGACGCCUCAUAGAUUGCCUAAACUGGAAGAGCUCAAGGGAAGGCAGUAUGGUAUAUGCACAACUCUUGGAAUCAUUCCACCAACAGUUGUCUUGUUUUCAUGGACGUUGUACAAGAAGGGAUAA